This is a messenger RNA of Rhineura floridana, 1002 nucleotides long. RefSeq names its product olfactory receptor 14A16-like. Gene Ontology annotation, biological process: G protein-coupled receptor signaling pathway. Gene Ontology annotation, cellular component: membrane. The record is from RefSeq and is a predicted model, not a curated record. Gene Ontology annotation, molecular function: olfactory receptor activity; G protein-coupled receptor activity. NCBI's taxonomy places the organism in Eukaryota, Metazoa, Chordata, Lepidosauria, Squamata, Rhineuridae. The transcript has a single exon. The coding region runs from base 1 to 1002 and encodes 333 amino acids.
AUGCCCAAUCAAACGUCUGUGACUGAAUUCCUGCUUCUGGAAUUUUCGAACACUCGGGAGCUGCAGCUCCUUCAUUUUGCCACAUUUCUUCUAAUAUACCUGACAGCUCUGGUAGGAAAUAUUCUCAUCAUUACAACUGUAGCCCUUGAUCACCACCUUCACUCCCCUAUGUACUUCUUCCUUGCAAACCUUUCCUUUCUUGACAUUUCCUACAUCUCUGUCACCAUCCCCAAAUCUAUGGUGAAUGCCUUGAUCAACUCCAGACUGAUCUCUUACUCAGGGUGCGUUGCCCAGGUCUACUUGGUCAUCACUUUUGCAGAUGCAGAAUUGUUCUUACUCACAGCAAUGGCUUAUGAUCGCUAUGCUGCCAUCUGCUACCCAUUGCAUUACAGGGUGGUCAUGAACUGGAAUGUGUGUGGCGAAAUGGCAGCUGGUUGCUGGGUUGGUAGCAUGCUCUAUUCUGUUGUGCAUACGACUAAUACAUUCAGGUUAUCCUUCUGUCAGUCCAACAUCAUUGGCCAGUUUUUCUGUGAUGUCCCACAACUAUUGAAGAUAUCUUGUUCAGAUACACGUGUCAAUGAUACCUUAAUGUUUGUCCUGGGUUAUUCAUUGGCAUCUAUAUGCUUUUCUAUAAUAUUUGUUUCCUAUGUGUACAUCUUUUCCACUGUGCUAAAGAUCCCUUCUUUCAAAGGAAGAUACAAAGCCUUUUCUACCUGCCUUCCACACCUGGUGAUUGUCUGUUUAUUUCUGGGCACUGGAGCUUUUACUUAUACAAGGCCAAGAUCAGCAUCCUCAGUUGGUCGAGAUCUUGUAGCUGCUGUCAUCUAUUCUGUGGUGCCUCCAUUGAUAAAUCCAAUCAUUUACAGUCUACGGAACAAAGAACUAAAAGGGGGCUUGAGAAAAUUAAUUAAAAACCUUAAAGUCCCUACAUCAAAACUUAUUUCUCACAGUGUGCUAUCUGGUAGCUUAAAAAAAAUAUCUCUGCAAUCUCCUGCCCAGUGA